UAAUGCGCCGACCAUACUAGGCAUCUCAUUUGCGGGGGGCCAGGUAGACAUGCGCAUUCCUGCCACUGCCAGAGGACUGCGAGCUUUGGGGUAACUGCUGCCCGUCUGCAUGGAGGACGUUAAUCGAAUGCGGACAUUGCCAGUUCUAAAACCUUAUCCGGGCUGACCGGGUCCUGCUCCCAAUCUUAUUCCGCUUCUCGAACCACGGCCAUCCUGGGUCUCACUACGCUCUCGAAACAAUCCGGAGUUCGAAGCACAGUGUUUCUCUCCGAGUCCUCCGGGAGAUCAGUGUACCAGCAGACUGCCAGUUCUCUAGCCCCGCUCAUAUCGGCACCUGCUCGACCGAACAGAGGCGAAUGCAGGAAUGCCCCCCAAGCAGCUCGCGCUCACCGUCCUGGUGGUUCUGGCUCUCGCAAACAUCUACCUCGACGUCCUCCUCUCGCGCGCAGCUCGUCGGGUAGCAAGACGUCGCGAACGUCCCCUCGCUACAUAUUCUUUCCUCGAUGACGACCGCCCACCCCUCUUCCCCGCCAAAGGCGCCAAGCGCGCUGUACGGAUGUCCGUCGAGGAGAGCGCGCACUACGACCUCCUCGGCCCGCACGCCUCAGAGGAAUGGCUCUGGAUCUCGACCGUCGGCGACGGCGACCCGCGGCUCGGGCCGCGCCAGAGGAUCUUCGGGCUCGGCAUGACCCACCAGCAGCACUGCCUGCAGUACCUCCUCGACGCGCUGCAGGCGCCGCACGCCGCGCACGGCGAGCAUCGAGAGCACCCGGAGCACUGCCUGAACCACAUCCGCCAGUACGUGCUCUGCGACGCGGACGUGACGCUCGAGCCUGCGGAUGUGCUCGCGCGGAACUGGACGGAGGCGCGGUGGGCCGGCGAGCAUCGGUGUGUGGAUUGGGAGAUGGUGAGGGCGGAGGUGCGGAGGAAUUGGGUGGAGUGGAAGGAGGUGAGGGAGGGGAGGGCGGCGGAGAUGCCUAGCUUGGCGUUGUAUGAGUAGCGAAGGUGUCGUUUUCCCUCCGUCUGCACUGUGUACUCGAAUUCUCGCUUGUCUUCCUGUCGGUGGUAUGAGACCCGGUCUCUCGUCGUGCAGGAGUCAGGUAUCCAGCAUCACAUCCACAACACCUAUCACUACAACAGCUCGCCCCCAGAACCAACGGUUAAAAGAAGCAAUUAGAGGUACUAGUACACAACUACAUCCCCCAACCCUCCCCCACGCGUCUCGUCCCUCUUCAGCUUAAGAUCCGGCAAAGAUUCCACAAAGGGUCAGCACAAUAGAUGCAAGCUCACACCGCCUCGUACACCGACGGUGAAUCGAGUUUUGACUCGCGCAUGGAGUU
Fomitopsis serialis is the source of this 1340-nucleotide messenger RNA. RefSeq lists its product as uncharacterized. Lineage: Eukaryota; Fungi; Basidiomycota; Agaricomycetes; Polyporales; Fomitopsidaceae. The transcript has 6 exons. The record is from RefSeq and is a predicted model, not a curated record. Bases 365 to 1000 code for a protein of 211 amino acids. Gene Ontology annotation, biological process: mycotoxin biosynthetic process.